AUGGACCAAGGCCGUUCGUGGCAUGACGGCGAAGCCGUUGCCACGCAACAGGUGUCAUGGCAACCAUCCACAGACGGCGAGCGUCUCAUUGGCCGUAUUUUGCUGAACAAGACCACCAAGGACGGAUCCAUUCAUGCAGACGCCAGCGCUCUGCUCGGGCUCAAGGUGGUUGGCGGUAAAGUGACGGAUUCCGGUCACCUGGGCGCGUUCAUCACUAAAGUGAAACAAGGGAGUCUGGCGGACAUUGUGGGACAACUGCGACCAGGUGAUCAAGUGCUGGAGUGGAACGGUCACCUUCUACAAGGAGCUACCUUCGACGAAGUUUACAACAUCAUCCUGGAGUCCCAAUCGGAGCCGCGAGUGGAGCUGUUGGUAUCGCGACCAAUCAGAGCGGCAGACUCCGCCCAUCGCCAGCCUGUCUCCAGUUCCUUUGAGUCUCCCAUAAGUCCAAACGCCAUGCAACCUCAGACGGCGAGCAAGUGUGUUUUGCUUCCCAGACUUCAGGUGAAGCUGUGGUACGAUAAACUUGGCCAUCAGUUAAUGGUCACCGUCCUGGGAGCUAAAGAACUUCCCGUCCGGGUCGACGGGCGGCCUCGGAACCUUUACGUUGAAAUCUACUUACUUCCCGACAGAAGUGCUCAGAGUAAGCGGAGGACAAAGACGGUGAAAAAACUGGCAGAACCUCGGUGGAAUCAGACUUUGGCGUACUCUCCGGUCCACGAACGGGACUUGCGAGAGCGUGUGCUGGAGUUGACCGUGUGGGAUCAGGCUGGAGUCGCUGAGGAAGGGAGUCAGUUCCUUGGAGAGGUUGUGAUCGGGCUGGAGAAAAGCACCGUAUUGGACGAUCAGCCUCACUGGUUCAAACUUCACAGAAGUAGUUUUGCCUCCCUACCACGAGUCAACACUUCUCCCUACCUCCAGAGGAGACGACUGUCGCCGGGGAGGUUGCAAAGUUUUCCCGCUUUUUUUUCUGCAGGUUUUCAUAGGUUAAGCAACGGAGACUUUUCCGAUUAUGACUAUGAGGAAGGCGUGUUAGACACCCGGCAGGGCAGCCGGCACCUCUACACCGAACGCGGGCCACCCGCCUUGCGCUGUGACCCAAACCCGGUCAGCGCAGCCCCUCUUUAUCCGCUGUAUCGCAACGACGCCGUCCAUCUACUACGGUCCUCCAAGAUCACUCGAGCUCAUUCGGACGUCGGACGCCGCGGGAGCCUGGAUAACCAGAACUUUAUCCCAGACUUACAUUGGGAAGGAGAACUCUUUGACGAGGAGCUGCUGAGGGUCGAUGGGUCGCUCCAGAUGAGUCCUUGCGGAAGCCCCGAUUGCGGCCACCGAGGACGCCAGUUGCCCGCAGUCCCGCCCAAACGUGCGCCGGACACACCGAGCUGCUCUCCAGCUCCCCCAGUUGCGAGCUGCUCUCCAGCUCCGCCCCCUCAGACGCCAGAGCUGGAGAGACGCUCUGCCACGCCCGGAAGCAGCAGGAAAGAGGUCACAUGGGAGGACCAGAGGAUGAAAGCAGCAAAUGGUGAGAUGAAGGAUCCAGACAAGACACGGGACAGCCUGUCGUUGAAGUCAUCUCUCAGCAACUUGAGCGACUGGUCGACCGAGUCCGCCAUCCUCGACAACAUUCGAAGCAUUAGCCAGGUGGGCGGUUCGGAGGGUCCGGAGGGUCUGGACGUUCCUUCUGAGGACUCCGGGAUGGGAUCGGCAGAAAAACCCACCCUGCAGACCAACGAAUCCAUGGAGGAAGGAGAGGAGGAGCCAGAGUCAACCAAGUCGGCCGCUGCACCAGCCACUAAGCCCGCCAAUGCGGGCGGCGACGUUUGUUCCCUGAGCCGUAACGACGAUGAUGAUGAUGACAAGAAGCGGCGAUCUAGUUUGGGCGCUCGAGUGAUGGGCAUGGUGGGACUGGGAAAAAAGAGCCAAAGCGCCUCGCAACUCAAUCCGGAGGAGGAAGAGAAGAAGAAGAAAGUGGUGAGGCUUCCCGUUCAAAGAAGCGUGGAAACCGGACUGGCUGUAGAGUUCAAGGCUCGUUUCACCCGCCAGCCCAGCCGUGAUCCAGACGCAGAGGACCCCAAGCCUGGCGCGUUGAUCUUUCCGGGAGUCAAGCUGGCCUCAGACAAACACUUCACUGGCUUCCUCGAUGGCUUGGGUCCUGCCCAGCUGGCUGGCAGGCAGACGUUGGCCACGCCUCCCAUGGGAGACAUCCAGAUCGGCAUGGUCUACAGGAAGGAGCGCCUCGAUGUGGAGGUGAUCCGGGCGAGGGGGCUUGUGGGUAAACAAGGAAACAAAAACACACCAGCUGCGUAUGUGAAGGUCUACCUGAUGGACAACGGCAAAUGUCUGUUGAAACGAAGAACUCGUCUGGCCCGAAAAACGCUGGAUCCUCUUUAUCAACAACAGCUGCAGUUUGAAGAGAAUCCAGAAGGCAAAGUUCUGCAGAUCAUCGUGUGGGGUGAUUAUGGCAAGAUGGACCAUAAAUCCUUCAUGGGCGCUGCUCAAGUUCUACUGGAUGACUUGGACCUGUCCAUCAUGGUAAUUGGCUGGUUUAAACUGUUUCCCGCCACUUCCCUGGUGGACCCCGCUUUGGCGCCGCUGACGAAUAAGGAGACGGAGAGCAGCAGUGCGCCGUAAAGCAAACCAAAAAAAGAGGACGUGUACAAAGCGCCUCGUCGGCUGCGGCCUGGAUUAGCGCGAGCUAAAGGCUAGCAAGUCAUAAAACGGCCAGAGCAAGGAUAUGCGACACUGCUUUCAGUUUAUCUUCCAUAAA
Molecule: messenger RNA, 2770 nt
Organism: Syngnathus typhle (broad-nosed pipefish)
Lineage: Eukaryota; Metazoa; Chordata; Actinopteri; Syngnathiformes; Syngnathidae
Product: regulating synaptic membrane exocytosis protein 2-like
Exons: 27
Coding region: 1-2634 (877 amino acids)
Biological process (GO): positive regulation of synaptic transmission; regulation of synaptic plasticity; calcium ion-regulated exocytosis of neurotransmitter
Cellular component (GO): presynaptic membrane; cytoskeleton of presynaptic active zone
Molecular function (GO): small GTPase binding; transmembrane transporter binding
Source: RefSeq, a predicted model, not a curated record